Durusdinium trenchii is the source of this 858-nucleotide messenger RNA. Lineage: Eukaryota; Dinophyceae; Suessiales; Symbiodiniaceae. The record is from the annotation of a GenBank genome assembly.
AUGCGGAAGUUGAAGAACAAACUCCUGGAUGGCUCCAAAUGCCAAGAGCUCUCCUACAGAAACCUAGUCAGAAGGUUCCUGCGUUUGGACGCCGAUUCAGACCUCCUUGAACACGCUCGUGACAAUGAUCUGUUGGAAUUCGACGAGGCGAGAUUGAUCUGGAGGCUUUCUCAAGACGAGAUGGAGAAGGAUUGGAGGCUCUUCUUGCAAAGUCAAGGGCAGAAACUGGCUCCCUGGCGUCUUGACGACGCCUUUUGGAACUUCGACCAGGAAAUGAAUCGGCAAACUCUUCACGAAGACAUCAGUCUUGCAGUGGAGCAGUUUUCGAAGCAGCAAGACCACCAGCGCUGGCAAGAGUGCUGCCGGCAGAUCAAUCGAUGUGAUAGGUGUCGACGGGACUUCUAUCGCGUCUUGGAAGCUGAAACGCACAAAGACGCAUUCAGAGAGGUCCAAUGGCAUUUUUGGCACGGCGCCAGCAUGCUCAAGGUUUCAGAGAUUUACUAUACACACGACACCAUCAACAGUCGUUUUAAGGAUCAUCGAUGGACGCUAGAAGAUACAGUUCAUCAGCUCCAGACGCACCAAGUGCGCGUUCAGGACAUUCCAGCCCUUCAAGUGAUGUACUACCAUGGGCGGUAUUUCUCGAUCGACAACCGCAGAUUGUGGUGCUUCAAGAAAUUCGCCGAGUGGAGCGGCGCGGAGCUCUGGAUCCCGGUGCAGGUCCACUGCAUCGCGGGUCCUGGAAAGAUCUUGCAGAGUGGGCCAAAGCAUCGUAACUUUUUAAUGAAGUUCUUCGAUGCAUUCUCCACAAGGUGCAAUGGGGAGUAUGUCGAGUUUUUCUCUCGACGCCGAACCUGA